Messenger RNA from Malaclemys terrapin pileata, 3541 nucleotides. RefSeq names its product P-selectin-like. NCBI's taxonomy places the organism in Eukaryota, Metazoa, Chordata, Testudines, Emydidae. The coding region runs from base 71 to 2533 and encodes 820 amino acids. Gene Ontology annotation, biological process: response to cytokine; heterophilic cell-cell adhesion; leukocyte tethering or rolling. Gene Ontology annotation, molecular function: sialic acid binding; oligosaccharide binding. The transcript has 17 exons. The record is from RefSeq and is a predicted model, not a curated record. Gene Ontology annotation, cellular component: external side of plasma membrane; membrane.
GCUGGUUUAAGUCGUCUCGGUCCAGGGAUUGAGCGAGAGGAGAGUGAAGGCUGGCAGGUCGGCACUGGAGAUGGGCAGCACUGUAGGACUCCGCUCCAGUCCAAGGGCUUGGGGAUGUGGCUGGAAUGUCGCCCGACUCCUGUGCUUUGCUGCCAUUUGCUGGGUGCUCGGGACUCAGAUGGAAGUGGGAGCCUGGACCUACCAUUAUGGUAACAAAUCUGAUUACUCAUGGGAGCUGGCCAGAAACUUUUGCAGGUCAUUCUACACUGACCUUGUAGCAAUCCAGAACCAGGGGGAAAUUGUUUAUCUCAACAAAGUCUUACCCCGCCAUAGAACAUACUACUGGAUUGGGAUACGAAAGAUAAACAAUGUCUGGACCUGGGUUGGUACCAACAAGGCCCUGACGAAAGAGGCUGAGAACUGGGCUAACAAGGAACCCAACAAUAAAGGGAAGAACCAAGACUGUGUGGAGAUUUACAUAAAGAGGGAUCGUGAUGCUGGAAGAUGGAACGAUGAGAACUGCCAAAAGAAAAAGAGGGCGCUGUGUUACCAAGCGUCUUGCCAGCGUUCCUCCUGCAGCCAGCGUGGUGAGUGUGUGGAGACCAUCGGGAACUACAGCUGUGAUUGCUACCCUGGUUUCUACGGGCCUGAGUGUGAACACGUUGUGAGGUGCAAAAACCUUGACCCCAGGCCUGACUGCAGUCAUCCCCUGGGGGAAUUUAGCUACAAUUCCACAUGCAAGUUCCAGUGCCAGGAGGGGUUUGAACUGCAAGGGCUGGACACGUUGCAGUGCUUGGCAUCGGGGAACUGGACAGCAGCAGCUCCAGAGUGUACAGCUGUCAAGUGCCCAGCGCUGGCCACCCUGGGCAGGGGCCAGUUAAACUGCACUCACUGGCAUGGACACUUCACGUAUAACUCCACCUGCACCUUCUCCUGCGAGAUGGGAUUUGUGCGGAAUGGAUCGGAGACACUGGCGUGCACAGCCCUGGGACAAUGGACAGUGCGUCCCCCACUCUGUGAAGCUGUCAAGUGCCCAGUGCUGGAUUCCCCGGGCAGGGGCCGAUUAAACUGUACUCAUUGGCAUGGAGACUUCACGUAUAACUCCACCUGUGCCUUUUCCUGUGAGACGGGGUUUGUGCGGAAUGGAUCGGAGACACUGGAGUGUACGGCCCUGGGACAAUGGACAGGGCAUCCCCCGCGCUGUGAAGCUGUCAAGUGCCCAGUGCUGGCUGCUUCGGAAAGGGGCAGAUUAAACUGCACUCACUGGCAUGGAGACUUCACGUAUAACUCCACCUGUGCCUUCUCCUGCGAGACGGGGUUUGUGCGGAAUGGAUCGGAGACAGUGGAGUGCACGGCCCUGGGACAAUGGACAGGGCAUUCCCCACGCUGUGAAGCUGUCAAGUGCCCAGUGCUGGAUUCCCCGGGCAGGGGCCAAUUAAACUGCACUCAUUGGCAUGGAGACUUCACAUAUAACUCCACCUGUGCCUUCUCCUGUGAGACGGGGUUUGUGCGGAAUGGAUCGGAGACACUGGAGUGUACGGCCCUGGGACAAUGGACAGGGCGUCUUCCGCGCUGUGAAGCUGUCAAGUGCCCAGUGCUGGCUGCUUCGGAAAGGGGCAGAUUAAACUGCACUCACUGGCAUGGAGACUUCACGUAUAACUCCACCUGCGCCUUCUCCUGCGAGACGGGGUUUGUGCGGAAUGGAUCGGAGACAGUGGAGUGCACGGCCCUGGGACAAUGGACAGGGCAUUCCCCACGCUGUGAAGCUGUCAAGUGCCCAGUGCUGGAUUCCCCGGGCAGGGGCCGAUUAAACUGCACUCAUUGGCAUGGAGACUUCACAUAUAACUCCACCUGUGCCUUCUCCUGUGAGAUGGGUUUUGUGCGGAAUGGAUCGGAGACACUGGAGUGUACGGCCCUGGGACAAUGGACAGGGCGUCUUCCGCGCUGUGAAGCUGUUACGUGCCCAGGUUUGGCUGCCCCUGGCAGAGGCCGAUUAAACUGCACUCACUGGCAUGGAGACUUCAUGUAUAACUCCACCUGCGCCUUCUCCUGCGAGACGGGGUUUGUGCGGAAUGGAUCGGAGACAGUGGAGUGCACGGCCCUGGGACAAUGGACAGGGCAUCCCCCGCGCUGUGAAGUCAUGAGAUGCCCCAAGCUGAGGGACCUAGAGCCAAUUCUUAUGAAUUGCUCCCACCCUCUGGAAUCCUUCAGCUAUGGGUCAGUGUGUCGCUUCCGCUGCACUCAGGGCUACUUCCUCAAUGGGACGAGCAGGGUGCAGUGCCAGCCUGAUGGGCACUGGUCAGACAAGAUGCCUGCCUGCCAAGAAGAGGCUGCUCCCUAUUUCAAGCAAGUCCUGCUUUACAUGGGUGGUGGAGCUGUGGCCCUUGUGGCCCUGUUGCUGACAGGAAUGUUCAUAGCUCUGCUAAUCAAGCGUCUCAGUAACAAAGAGGAAGAAAAAACACUGCUGAAUCCCACCAGUAACCUAGGAGCACCUGGUGUCUUUACAAAUGCAGCGUUUGACUCCAACUUUUAAGCUAAAGCAGAAGAUGCCCCCAGGAGAGAAGAUCACUGGAAGGAAAAGGACCUGAAGAUGGUACUCAUGCCUCAAUGCUUUUAGAAGCUGUUUUUAUACCUUACUCCCCAGCUCAGCUCUGCCAUCAUCCAGCCCAAGAACUCACAGUCACUGACAGUCAGGGAUUAAACUAACUCUGGUGCACACAUCGAGUUCUCAUCUGAAAUCUGGGCUCGUUCUUCCUCUGACACUGGGCUUCGGUUCACAAUCCAGUUGUAUCAUGUAAAGGUCCCCAAGCAUGAGUGGUGGGUUAACUACUGGCUCAGGGAGGCUAGCCCCCCAGUCCCACCCCUUCUACCCGAAGCCCUGCCCCUUCCAUGCCCGCCGGAGCCCAGAGACCCCCCACAGUGGCCGCUGGCCCCUGCCUCAGGCUAGCACCCCCAGUCCUCACCCCCAGCCCCAGAGAGCAGGGAGGCCAGGCAGCAUGGCCCCAGCCCAGCCCUGGACCGUGAGGAGGCCCGGCAGUGCGUCCCCAGCCUCCCUGGCCCCAGAAUGUCAGGUGGCCAGGCAGUGCAGCCCCAGCCUCCCUAGCCCCAGAGCGCCGGGAGGGUGGGCAGCACAGCACCAGCCCCAGCCGGGGCCAUGAUGGCACAGGGGAAAAGCCGUCCACAGAGUGGGAAGCAGGAGGGGACUGGUGACGGAGUGUGGGUGAGGCCACGCCUGGGUGUUUGGGGAGGCUCAGCCUCCCCCAGCCUAUGAUACCUGCCGCCCAUGUCCCCAACCCACUUGUUCCUUCAUCCACCUGCCUAUUGGAUGCUCGGAAAGGUCCUCAAGACCUGGGACCUAGUAUCUACACCCUCAAUCACUCUCUAGUCCAGGGGUGGUCAAACUUUUUGGCCUGAGGGCCACCUCUGGGAAUAGAAAUUGUAUGGCGGGCCAUGAAUGCUCACAAAAUUGGGGUCGGGGUGAGGGAGGAGGUGAGGGCUCUGGUUGGGGGUGCGGGCUCUGGGAUGGGGCUGAGGAUGAGGA